Messenger RNA from Myxocyprinus asiaticus (Chinese sucker), 1579 nucleotides. Its product is annotated as choline-phosphate cytidylyltransferase B-like. Gene Ontology annotation, molecular function: choline-phosphate cytidylyltransferase activity; phosphatidylcholine binding. The record is from RefSeq and is a predicted model, not a curated record. Gene Ontology annotation, biological process: CDP-choline pathway. The coding region runs from base 43 to 1122 and encodes 359 amino acids. NCBI's taxonomy places the organism in Eukaryota, Metazoa, Chordata, Actinopteri, Cypriniformes, Catostomidae. The transcript has 8 exons.
UGCAAAGCUGAAAGCCUGGUUGAAUAAACUGAGAUUUCUACCAUGGUGAACAGGAGACGGAAUGGAUCCCAUGCCAACAGAAACGCUGGUCGAGGAGGGGUUCAAGGACAGCAACAGCAGCAAUGCAAGCGGCCACCUGUUAAGGCUCUGAGGGAACCAGCCAUCUUUGCUAAAGAAUCAGGCAGUGCCUCUGACACCCCACACGACAAAGUGACUUUAGCCCAGGCUCGCCGUGGCACUCCAGCCCAUCGGCCUGUACGUGUGUAUGCUGAUGGAAUCUUUGACCUCUUCCACUCCGGUCAUGCCCGGGCUCUGAUGCAGGCCAAGAAUUUGUUCCCAAACACACAACUGAUUGUUGGUGUAUGCAGUGAUUCCCUGACGCACAAGUAUAAAGGCUACACAGUGAUGACAGAGGAUGAGCGUUAUGAAGCCCUUAUACACUGCCGCUAUGUAAAUGAGGUUGUUCGUGAUGCUCCAUGGUCCCUCAGUCCUGAAUUUCUUAAGAAACACAGGAUUGACUUUGUGGCUCAUGAUGAUAUCCCAUAUACCUCUGCUGGAUCAGAAGAUGUCUACAAACACAUCAAAGAAGCAGGAAUGUUUGUGGCCAUUCAAAGAAUGGAAGGGAUCUCUACCUCUGACCUCAUCACACGCAUUGUUCGAGACUAUGAUGUCUACGUCAGACGCAACCUGCAGAGAGGUUACACAGCACAGGAACUGAACGUUGGCUUCAUCAAAGAGAAGAAAUAUCGUCUGCAGGAGCAAGUGGAUAGAAUGAAGGAGACAGUGAGGACGGUGGAGGAGAAGUCCAAACAUUUAGUGCAUCGUGUUGAGGAGAAGAGCCAUGACCUCAUCCUCAAAUGGGAGGAGAAAUCUCGCGAGUUCAUCGGAAACUUCCUGGAGCUUUUCGGUCCAGAUAAAGCCUGGCACAUGAUUCAGGAGCGAAGUGGGCGUGUUCUCCAGGCUCUGUCCCCCUACCAGUCUCCAUGUACGUCUCCGAGCUCCAGCCCCACCAGAGGGCGCUCUACAUCACCUGACUCCCACUGGCCCCUCCUGCGCUUCCGCUCACCACCACCCAAAGGUGCCUCCUUCAGCAGCAGUGAGGGUGACGAGGAGGAAAAAUAGAUGAAUGCUGAGCUUCACACACACUUGUUCUUCAUUUUACUGUACUUAUGCAAUAACUGAGAUUUACAAUGGCAUUCUGAUCAAAGAUCCAGUGACCUCAAAUUUUUUUAAAAAGCCAUGUAAAUAAUAAUAAUAAAAAACACAUUGUGUUUAUUACCAAUUGUGGAAAACGUUUGAAAAAAAAACAAAAAAACAUAAGAACUGAACACUUAACUUGUCUGUCAAAUUAACCCACUACUUAAACAAAUGUAACUUGGUAAAAUCAUGUUUUUAUGGACAUUGUAUUGAGUAGGUCCAUAGUAUACUUUGAAGUACCAUGUAAAUAUCAUGGCACAUUAAUAUAGCAAUCAUUCAAAACCAUGGUAUUACUAUCAAAAUUCUUCUGCUGAAUUAAACAUUAUUUUAUCAAAUAAUAAAAAUAAACACCACUAAAAUCAUGUAAUAAACUGUACUUUGU